GAAAAGUUAAGUGAUGAAAACCGAAUACUCUGGAUAUUGGUAUUUAUAUAUAUGGAUUAAAUAUGCAGCAACCAGAAGCUGCAAUCGCUUGAUUCCCUUUGUUCCCCAAGAAUCUCUGCCUUUUUCAACAAGCACUUUCUCUCCCUGACUCAUUUUUCUCCCUUUUCUAUGUGAUUUGGCCUUAAAUUUUAUCUUCUCCAUAAGCAUCUGAUCUUAUUGAGUUAUUGCCUCGAAGGAUCUCGGGAAUGGGUUCGGUUCCGCCUGAACUGAGCCUGGGUUGUAAGCCCGCCUCCGAUUCCACAACGAUCACUGGGUUUCUCCAUGGAAUCUCGACGAUCGAAAGCGUAUCCGAUAGAGUGUCAAAAAUCGAUGAUUAUGUUAGGAGGCUUGAAGAAGAAAUGCGGAAGAUCGAUGCCUUCAAACGCGAGCUCCCGCUAUGCAUGCUCCUUCUCAACGAUGCGAUUAUAAGCUUAAAAGAGGAAGCAGCGAAGUAUAGGACAGCAAGGGUGGAACCAGUACUGGAGGAAUUUAUACCACUGAAGAAGUGCUCUAAUGAUGGGGAUGACGGUGGAGAUAGGAUUGAUAUCAGGAAAGACAGAGAAAAAAUGAAUUGGAUGAGCUCUGCAGUGCUAUGGAAUGGUGAAAACCUUUCAACCAAUAACAAACACCACCCCGAACCUGAGCUUAAGAUGACAACUGAGGAAGCAGAAUAUAGCUCAAUAACCAAUGAUGUAACGAUCCCUUGUAAAACCGGGAAUACAGCAAAUGGGUUUAUUCCUUUCAAGAGUUACUCUGGUUUUCCAACAACUAUAGUGAGGAAGCAAGAAAACAAGAAAGAAUUACCAAAUCUACCUCCUGAUCUAAUGCUUGGUGCACCUGUGUUUAAGAGCCCAAGGGAAGAUUUGGGAAUGAUUGGUUGCUGUUCAAAUAAAAAUAUGAGUAAUAGUAAUAUCACCAAAGCUGCAUCUUCUUGUACUUCAUCAGUUAGUAGUAUGCACAGUAGUAGCAGUAGGAAGGAAAGAAGAUGUUGGACACCAGACUUACAUAAGAGUUUUAUCAAUGCCCUCCAACAACUUGGGGGCGCACAAGUUGCAACACCCAAGCAGAUUAGGGAGCUCAUGCAAGUUGAUGGCCUGACCAAUGAUGAAGUGAAGAGCCAUUUGCAGGCAGAAGUAUAGGCUCCACACUAGAAAACUUCCUCCAUCCACAUCCCCAAACCAAUCUGUUGUUGUAUUGGGGAACUUGUUUUUGGGACAUCGCCAUCAUUUCCGUGAACCUGCAAAGCAGCAGAGCAGCCAUGAGUCUGGUUCUCCCGAGUCACCUCUAUGUCCCCGAGAUGAUGGCAUUGAAGAAGAAGCUGAUUACUGAUCUGUAUAAAUUGUCAACAAAUUUUGCAGGUGAUAAAAGUAUAUAUAUACAUAUGUGGGAGGCAGACUUCAACUUUCACUUCAACUCUGUUGGUCGCAAUAUCUCAUACAUUAUAUUAUACCUAAAACAUAAAUGGAUCUUCAGAGAGGGAGAGGAGAAAUUUUGCAGGAUUAGAUUUUUUGCUCUUUCUUUGUCUUUGACUUUUGUGGUUCUUUAUAGUUUCUUUGAGUAAGAGUUUGUGAUGUUUAUCACAUGAGAGAGAGAGGGUUCAUCACUGUGACGGAUUUAUAGAAUAAUAAUAAUAAUACUAUCUAAUAUUUAUCUUGAAGAUCACUUCUUU
Messenger RNA from Cuscuta epithymum, 1708 nucleotides. Lineage: Eukaryota; Viridiplantae; Streptophyta; Magnoliopsida; Solanales; Convolvulaceae. The record is from the annotation of a GenBank genome assembly.